Messenger RNA from Chara braunii, 1236 nucleotides. The record is from the annotation of a GenBank genome assembly. Lineage: Eukaryota; Viridiplantae; Streptophyta; Charophyceae; Charales; Characeae.
GCGGGAGCAAGAAAAACUUGAGAGGAUGAAAUGAAAAGAGGAGGAGCAACAGGCCGAAGAGGAAGCACGCCAAGCUAAGCAACGUAGCAUCAUGAAGAAGGAGAAGAAACUACGUAUAAGGAAGAACUGCAGCGGGAGCAAUUCAGAAAGGAGAUGAUGAUGCAGAUCUCUCUGCAUAUGGGCGGGCUGCGUGAAGAAUGGCAGCACAAGUUCGACCGUAAGAAAGGUGCGGACAAAGGUAAGAAGAAGGCGGAAGACAACUCGUCAGGCGAUGCGUCGCACGAAGCUGAAGAUAGCGACGUCGAGGGGUUGAGCAAUAAAACGGAGCAGCUUGUCAUUUCGGAGAAGCGGAAGAGGGCUGCUGAUAUACCUGUGGGCGAUAGUCCACCGAUGGUAACGCCGGCUAAACGCACCGCCAAACGACGUCUGCAUUUGAGUUGUAGACAUCCACCUCUGAAGAAGUCCCCUCGGAGAACGACGCCUUUCAAGACUCCCUCAAAGAAGAAGAAGAUUCCGGCCCCGCCAGGGUCAUGCGGGAAGCUCAGAUACGUGACAGACAAUCUUCGGGAGCUCGGCUUGCUCAACAUGGAGGAUUUGAGACGAAUUUGCCAGGACGAAGAUGUACCAUUCGAUGGGCGGAAGAUGCAAACCAUCCUCGCUAUCGCCGAGAAGCGUUCGAUGGUGGCUUAUGGCUCCAACGAAGAGGAAGAUGUCGUUGGACAAGAAGAAUCAUGUGCUGAGGCACAUCCGGAAGAGGACGAAGAUGAUCAGGAUGGCGAAGAGGACGAUGAUGCAUGAAGCUCCGACGAUCUUUGGACUUUAUGCCGUGUUCUGAUUGACGUUCGUAGGCAGGGAGUUGUCGACGACACGGUUGAGACGUUGUAUCGAUUAGUGGUCAUCGCUUUGACUCUACGAAAUCAAAUUAGGUGGUUGCGUUAGUGCACUGAAUCAUGGUUCAACAUUUAUCAACAGCAGGGGGUUCGCGGCAUCACCGAGGCUUCUAAUUGUGUGUAUGUGUUAGCUUCACCAAUGUGUCGCGCGAUGUACGUGGGCCAAACGAGCAGGGAGGGAAAGACUAGAUGGAGGGAACAUGUAUCCAUCUUUAAUCGAAGCAAAAAACAGAACCACCUAUACAGAUGGUGGCGAGUUUUUGGGGUAGAAACGUAUGUCCUCCUGCCUGUUGACUGCUGCCGAAGUGGAGAUCUACUCUUGUUGGAACAAAUUUUCAUCAGACAA